This is a messenger RNA of Ananas comosus (pineapple), 536 nucleotides long. RefSeq lists its product as uncharacterized. Gene Ontology annotation, molecular function: DNA helicase activity. The record is from RefSeq and is a predicted model, not a curated record. Gene Ontology annotation, biological process: telomere maintenance; DNA repair. NCBI's taxonomy places the organism in Eukaryota, Viridiplantae, Streptophyta, Magnoliopsida, Poales, Bromeliaceae.
ACUAGUUUGAUUAUAUGGGAUGAGGCACCAAUGAACCAUAGGAAUUGUUUCGAAGCUUUAGAUAAAUCAUUGAGAGAUAUCUUGAAAGUAAAUGAUGAUAGUGUUGAGGAAAGGCUCUUUGGAGGAAAAACUAUUGUAUUCGGUGGAGAUUUUAGGCAAGUACUUCCUGUUAUUGUUGGAGGAACAAGACAAGACAUAAUUAAUGCAUUAAUCACCAAGUCAUACAUAUGGAAUAAUUGUAGAGUCUUCCGAUUGUCAACAAACAUGAGAUUGCUUAGAUGUCCGGUGAAUGAUUCAUCAAAAGAAAAGAUGGCAAAUUUUGCAAAAUGGAUACUCGAUUUAGGUGAUGGAAAAUUAGAUGCUAUGAAAUUAGAAACUGAUGAAGAGCCUACUUGGAUCAAAAUACCAGAUGCCUUACUUAUGAAGAGUAGUAGCGAUGGUAUUAAAGAUAUUGUUUCGGUGGUGUAUGAUAACAUUCAUCAGAACUACAAUGAUCCCGCAUAUUUAAGAGAUAGAGCUAUUAUCACACCAAUGAA